GUCGGGCGCCGGGCUGCUCACCUAGCAUAGAGGAUAGCAGUGAGUACUGUCGUCUGGCUUUCCUCCUUUCCUGGAGGCUGCGGCCAGGAUGGGACGGAAGGUGACCGUGGCCACCUGUGCGCUCAACCAGUGGGCUCUGGACUUCGACGGCAAUUUGCAAAGGAUUUUAAAGAGUAUUGAAAUUGCCAAAAGCAAAGGAGCAAGAUACAGGCUUGGACCAGAGUUGGAAAUAUGUGGCUACGGAUGCUGGGAUCAUUACUACGAGUCAGACACCCUCUUGCAUUCGUUUCAAGUCCUGGCUGCCCUUCUGGACUCUCCUGUCACUCAGGACAUCAUCUGUGAUGUAGGGAUGCCUGUGAUGCACCGGAAUGUCCGCUACAAUUGCAGAGUGAUAUUUCUCAACAGGAGGAUUCUUCUCAUCAGACCCAAGAUGGCCUUGGCAAAUGAAGGCAACUAUCGCGAGCUACGCUGGUUUACCCCAUGGUUCAGGAGGCGGCAGGUAGAGGAGUAUUUUCUCCCUCGGAUGAUACAAGACCUGACAAAGCAGGAAACAGUACCCUUUGGAGAUGCAGUGCUGGCGACCCAGGACACCUGCAUUGGGAGUGAGAUCUGUGAGGAGCUCUGGACACCCCACAGCCCCCACAUCGACAUGGGCCUGGACGGUGUGGAGAUCAUGACCAACGCCUCAGGCAGUCACCACAUGCUGCGCAAAGCCCAUGCCAGGGUAGAUCUUGUGACCAUGGCCACCACCAAGAACGGGGGAAUUUACCUGCUGGCCAACCAGAAGGGCUGUGACGGGGACCGGCUCUACUACGACGGCUGUGCCAUGAUAGCAAUGAACGGGAGUAUCUUUGCUCAGGGGUCCCAGUUUUCUCUGGAUGAUGUGGAAGUCCUGACAGCCACGUUGGAUUUGGAGGAUGUCAGGAGCUACAGGGCAGAGAUUUCAUCUCGAAACCUGGCGGCCAGCAGGGUGAGCCCCUACCCCCGAGUGAAGGUGGACUUUGCCCUCUCAUGCCACGAGGACCUGCUGGAGCCGAUCUCUGAGCCCGUCGAGUGGAAAUACCACAGUCCCGAGGAGGAGAUAAGCCUGGGACCUGCCUGCUGGCUCUGGGACUUUUUAAGACGAAGCAAACAGGCAGGCUUUUUCCUGCCCCUGAGUGGUGGGGUGGACAGCGCGGCCACCGCCUGCCUUGUGUACUCCAUGUGCUACCAGGUCUGCCUGGCUGUGAAGAGCGGCAAUCAGGAAGUGCUGGCUGAUGUCCGAACCAUCGUAAAUGAGAUCAGCUAUACCCCCGAUGACCCCCGAGAACUCUGUGGGCGCAUACUGACAACCUGCUACAUGGCCAGCAAGAACUCCUCCCAGGAGACAUGCAACAGGGCCAAAGAGUUGGCCCAGCAAAUCGGAAGCCACCACAUCGGUCUCAACAUUGACCCAGCUGUGAAGGCCAUCGUGGGUAUCUUUAGCCUGGUUACGGGGAAAAGCCCCCAGUUUGCGGCCCACGGAGGAAGCAGCAGGGAAAACCUGGCGUUGCAGAAUGUGCAGGCUCGGAUAAGGAUGGUCCUGGCCUACCUGUUUGCUCAGCUGAGCCUUUGGUCUCGGGGCGCCUGCGGUGGGCUCCUUGUGCUGGGAUCCGCCAACGUGGAUGAGAGUCUCCUCGGCUACCUGACCAAGUACGACUGCUCUAGUGCGGACAUCAACCCCAUAGGCGGGAUUAGCAAGACGGACCUGAGAGCCUUUGUCCAGCUGUGUGUCGAGCACUUCCAGCUUCCUGCCCUCCAGGGCAUCCUGUCCGCACCGGCCACCGCAGAGCUGGAGCCCUUGGCCAACGGACAGGUGUCCCAGACGGAUGAGGAAGAUAUGGGGAUGACCUACACGGAGCUCUCGGUCUAUGGGAGACUCCGGAAGGUUGCCAAGGCGGGGCCCUACAGCAUGUUCUGCAAACUCCUUACCAUGUGGAGAGACAUCUGCACUCCACGACAGGUGGCUGACAAAGUAAAGGGGUUUUUCUCCAAGUAUUCCAUGAACAGACACAAGAUGACCACACUCACCCCCGCAUACCACGCUGAGAACUACAGCCCCGAUGACAACAGGUUUGACCUGCGGCCGUUUCUGUACCACACUGGCUGGCCGUGGCAGUUUCGGUGCAUAGACAACCAGGUUCUCCAGCUUGAGAAGACAGAGCAACAGCACCAGGCUGUGGACUGAGGGUCAGUCCUCUUCGGAGGUCCCUCUCCUUGAGGACUCCAGCAUCACAUCGUCGGUGACACUGGUAGCCACAGGGAGGACCUGUCCCAGUCCUACCUGGAGCAGCAUAUCCAACAAGUUUGGUUUUACAUUUCUAGGGAAAGGGAUCUUUUCAUCCUAAUUCCUUGGGAAGAGGCUGUAAUAAAUCUGGUGUAAUCUCAGCCCCCUGCGCUGCGUGUGCU
Messenger RNA from Otolemur garnettii (small-eared galago), 2427 nucleotides. RefSeq names its product NAD synthetase 1 (gene NADSYN1). Gene Ontology annotation, cellular component: cytoplasm. Gene Ontology annotation, biological process: NAD+ biosynthetic process. The record is from RefSeq and is a predicted model, not a curated record. The transcript has 21 exons. Gene Ontology annotation, molecular function: NAD+ synthase (glutamine-hydrolyzing) activity; glutaminase activity; ATP binding. NCBI's taxonomy places the organism in Eukaryota, Metazoa, Chordata, Mammalia, Primates, Galagidae. The coding region runs from base 89 to 2206 and encodes 705 amino acids.